Molecule: messenger RNA, 5122 nt
Organism: Oncorhynchus kisutch (coho salmon)
Lineage: Eukaryota; Metazoa; Chordata; Actinopteri; Salmoniformes; Salmonidae
Gene: wdr89
Product: WD repeat domain 89
Exons: 2
Coding region: 834-1988 (384 amino acids)
Molecular function (GO): protein binding
Source: RefSeq, a predicted model, not a curated record
AUGUUCAGAUUGAGUGUCCGGGCUCAAAACUCAUACAGAAGACAUAUUCGUCCAAAUGACUGUAUAAUGUAAUGACAAUGAGAAUCAUGGUCAAGGGCUAAGGUUAGACGGUGCCAUUACUUCUGUCCACUCCAGCAUGGCCAUUGAUGACCCGCUCCCUAUCGUGCCGGAUGAUGCUCAUAUGAAUGUUAAUCAAUUAUUUCACCGAUAAAAAAGUCAGUGUCUUUAUAGACAUUGGUAUUGCCUGUACGUACUGUAGCACAGAGUUUCUAAUUCCAGACGCGCAACAUCGUGAGACUUCCGGGAACGCUUGCGAAACAGACCAAACCGACCAGACCGUGAAAUAUUAUUACUUAGUUGUUAAUUUUCUCGAAAUCUAAAGGCACAACCUUGAUUCGAGACAGUGUUUUAAGCAGUUGAACAUGUUAUUACUCCAACCUUGUGAAAGUAACAAACUAACACGUUUCCAUUUCCGAUUUUUUUUUUAUAUCGAAGGAGUGCCUUUGACGACAUGCGGAGUUUGGCGCGAGAGAACCGUGAGACCGGUCGUCUCACGCGGACGUGUUUCUGCGUAUGUGUUUACUUGGCUAACGUCGCCAUGACAUCCCCUACAAGUGUGGUCGGUGAUUUCUAUUGGAGAGGCAGUUUCUGCCUAUCUUCAUACUGUACUGUCUAUGACUGUAAUGUUGCUCUGAAAUUCAACAUCGGAACUCAUGCAUUGAGGAAAUUGGUCCAUCAACGGGCAGUAAAUACAGUGACACCGUGUCACAACGUGCUCAUGAAAAUCAGAUACCGUCUAUUUUGCCAGCUGGGUGUAGUUGCAGGAAGUUGCCAUGGAGAGUCUGGGGGAGAAGUUCAAAGCUCUGUCAAUCACUCGGCGUGUCCAGCCAGAUGAGCCCACCUACCUGCUGGACCUGUCCCACCAGCCUGUCUCGAGCCCAGGGUUGGUGGCCGUAUGCUGCUCCAACCUCUCCAUCCGUUUGCACAGUGAGGACAGCCUCAGCCUGCUCAGGGAGUACCAGGGACAUAGUGGUGCAAUCUGUGGGGUGUGCUUUGCCCACACCUCCCCUGACCUGCUCUUCUCAGGUUCUGCUGAUGGGACAGUGAGGACGUGGGAUGUCCGCUGCCCAGGUUCAGAGGCAGCACAGGUGUUCAGGAGUGACUCCUCCCACCACUUCUGCAGCUUUGAUGUGAGCUGCAGCGAUGUGGUCCUAUGUGCAGGCACUGAGCAGGUCGAUGAAGAUGAUAGCUUCUUGGUUUUCUGGGAUGCCCGCAUGGCAAAGGAGAAGGGAGGGGUUCUGGGUGUGUACUCUGAGUCCCACAGUGAUGACAUCACGCAGGUGCGUUUCCACCCCCGGAAUGCCGACCACUUGGCGUCUGGCUCCACUGAUGGCCUGGUGAAUGUGUUUGACCUGAGCCUUGGUGCAGAGGAGGAGGCCCUGCUGGCCACCUGUAACUGUGGCUCCUCUGCUAGCUCAGUGUGCUGGGCAGGAAAGGACUUCAACCAGCUGCUGUGCCUCAGCCACGACGAGGGCCUCCAUCUGUGGGACCUGGGUCAGUUGGACACAGACAAGCCCCUCACACUCUUCAGUGCCGCUGACGCCCGCAGCCUGACCCCUCUCUCUAAUGAAGUGGCCCUGGAUUACUUUGUUGGCGGGACUUGGCUGGAGGAGGCAGGGCGCUUACUAGUGCUAGGUGGGACAAACAAUGGAGACAUCCACCUUCUGGAGUGCAGUGAGGAAGGCCUGUAUCUGCUGAGGUCCCUCCAAGGGGGCCACUCUUCCACAGUGCGCUGCUUCCUCUGGGAUCCCGCAGGGGAGGCCCUGCUCACGGGAGGGGAGGAUGCACAGCUGCUCUUGUGGAAGCCAGGGGCGGAGGAAUUCACCUCAGGGAAGAGGGACACCCUGAAGAGUGCCUCUGCAUUAAAACUCAAAUCUAGAUCACACAAGAAGCAUGGCUCCAAGAGGGAUAAGAAGCUAGAAGUGUGAGUCGGAUGCAAUAGAGGGUUCUCAAAGAAGGGCAAGACUGCAGUCCCUAUUUAAUCAAUCAAUAUUCCUCUUGCACUCAAAGAGUACUCAUUUGGAUUCAUGAAAUCAACACAAUUAUAUUUUUUCUUUCUUGAAAGUAGUAUUAUACUUAUCCUAGAAACGGAUUAAUAAUCUAUUUAACCGCUAGGGCUUAAAAUGAGAUUGAAUCACAGUAUUUGUUUUUCAAAUGUUUCUCCCAACUUGUUUGGUAUUUUGUUUAGCUAAAACCAACUGGUAUUUCUUUAGAAAUAUAAUUCUAAUUGUAUCUAGUUGAUCUAAUGCAUGCUCUCCUGUAAUUUAACUAACAUACUCAGUGGGUCACAAAGGCCAGGGUUCAGAACCAGAGCAUGCAGUACUUCAUCAUACUUAUUCAGAGGAGCAGCUUUAAUUCCACUCAAAUGGCACAGAGUGGAAUAACAUGACAGUUGCUAUGCAGGGACUCUGCUGCAUAUGUCAACCUGGUCUAAGAGCAUUUCACAUAAUUCUGUAUGUAAAUCUAAGACACCAUUUACUACGAUUAUGCCAAGUUUCGUAUGAUAUGUAUUCAUUUGUGCAUGUCCAUCACCCAUUUUGUAUGAUAUGUUACGAAUAUGCUGAACGUACAAUAUUUUACAAAUUUGCAAAACAAAUCCUAUGUUACAAAUUCUAGCUAGGUGUUUAACAGAAACUAGCUGGCUAAUGUUUGCAAGGCUAGGGGUUAAGGUUCAAAAUCAAAUCAAAUUUUAUUUGUCAUGUGCUGAAUAGAACAGGUGUAGGCCUUACAGUGAAAUGCUUACUUAUAAGCCCUUAACCAACAAUGCAGUUGGUUAAAAAUACCAAAAGAAAUAAAAUACCAAAAGAAAUGAAGGUAACAAAUAAUUAAAGAACAGCAGUAAAAUAACAAGGUUAAGAGCCCAUGAAACUGCAGCCAUCCUCUCUGGUUAGAGUUAUGUUUUGGAGUUAGGUUGACCCCCUAAGGUCGAUGUCUGGGCCCCACGGAAAUCAAAUCAGCAUAAUGAACAAAUCCCCCCCCCCCCCAAAAUCUGUCAGUUUCAGCUAGAGAAUGCAUCUGCUUAUGUCGCACUUCCGCAUCUGCUGUGACAGAGCUAGAGCGGUGUUUAUCAGACCAUGAGACAUCCUGAAAAUCGUCUGUAGGGUCCGAAAGGUUUGGCCUACAUACUAUUAUGACCCCUCUAUGGAAAGAUAAGACUCUCACAAACACGUACAUUGUUUUACUCUAGGACGUGUUGUUUGCCCACAGGCCUCACAAGACUCGUCAGAAGGUCCCCCGGUACAAGUAGAAAAAAUGAAUGGAGACUGUUUAUUGCCAAAAAAUAAGGAGUUCAAUACAUGUUAAAAUAAAAAAAUCCAGAUUUUUAAAUUUUUUUAUACUGUACCUCUCAGAUAUAGGACAGAAACUUCAGAACAAAAUUCCUUGAUUUUUGGGGGAGGGCUAUCUGUUCCAUGUAGUGAAUCUGUUAUUCUAUGUGUUUUGUAUGAGCAAAUAGCAGUAAGGCCAAAUAAACCAUUUUAUAUACAAUACCAUUCAAAGGUUUGAGGUCACUUAGAAAUGUAUUUGUUUUUGAAAGAAAAGCACUUUUUUUUACAAUUUCAAACUACAUCAAAUUGAUCAGAAAUACAGUGUAGACAUGAAUGUUGUAAAUUACUAUUGUAGCUGGAUACGGCAGAUAAAAAAAAAAAAAAAAAAAUGGAAUAUCUACGUAGGCAUACAGAGGCCCAUUUAUCAGCAACCAUCACUCGUGUUCCAGUGGCACGUUGUGUUCGCUAAUCCAAGUUUAUCAUUUUAAAAGGCUAAUUGAUCCUUAGAAUGCCCUUUUGCAAUUAUGUUAGCACAGCUGUAAACGGUUCUGAUUUAAAACACCAGUCUCAAAGUCAACAGUGAAGAGGUGACUCUGGGAUGCUGGCCUUCUAGGCAGAGUUCCUCUGUCCAGUGUCUGUGUUCUUUUGCCCAUCUUAAUACUUCAUUUUUUUUGCCAGUCUGAGAUAUGGAUUUUUCUUUGCAACUCUGACUAGAAGGCCAGCAUCCCAGAGUCAUCUCUUCACUGUUGAUGUUAAUACUGGAGUUUUGCAAGUACUAUUUAAUGAAGCUGCCAGUCGAGGACUUGUUAGACAUCUGUUUCUCACACUAGACAGUCUAAUGUACUUGACCUCUUGCUCAGUUGUGCACCAGUGCCUCCCACUCCUCUUUCUAUUCUGGUUAGCGCCAAUUUGUGCUGUUCUGUGAAGGGAGUAGUACACAGCGUUGUAGGAGAUCUUCAGUUUCUUGGCAUUUCUUGCAUGGAAUAGCCUUCAUUUCUCAGAUCAAGAAUAAACUGACAAGUUUCAGAAGAAAGUUCUUUGUUUCUGGCCAUUUUGAGCCUGUAAUCGAACCCAUAAAUGCUGAUGCUCCAGAUAGCUACUCAACUAGUCUAAAGGCCAGUUGUAUUGGUUCUAUAAUCAGUACAACAGUUUUCAGCUGUGCUAACAUAAUUGCAAAAGUUUUUUUUUAAUGAUCAAUUAGCCUUAAAAUGAUCAACUUGGAUUAGCUAACACAACGUGCCAUUGGAACACAGGAGUGAGGGUUUCUGAUAAUGGGCCUCUGUUUGCCUAUGUAGAUAUUCCAUAAAACAAUCAGCCAUUUCUACCUACAAUAGUCAUUUACAACAUUAACAAUGUCUACACUGUAUUUCUGAUCAAUUUGAUGUUAUUUUAAUGGACUACAAAAUGUGCUUUUCUUUCAAAAAGGGCUUUCUAAGUGACCCCAAACUUUUGAAUGGUAGUGUAUAUUUGUUUUACAAAUAUUUUCUUGAUGCUUCAAGGGAUCUUAACUCUAAAAUAGCUAAAUUAUCUCUGGUAUGACCUUCUUAAAUCAAUUCCAUAAUGCUUAGUAGAACCCCUUUCCCUGGCUUAGACUGUUUAGUGUGAGGGGUUAAAUACAUGUACAUAAAAAGUAACAUCUUUCUUAUACUGUAUCUCUCAUAUAUAGGAAAGACACUUCAGAACACACUUAAUUUAGAUUUUCUUUUUUGGGGGGGGGGGACUGUUUUUCCAUGUAGUGAAUCUGUUUGUAUGGUCUAAUAGCAGGAAGGUUGAAUAAAACAUGUUCAUCAAAUAUA